Molecule: messenger RNA, 1680 nt
Organism: Alternaria alternata
Lineage: Eukaryota; Fungi; Ascomycota; Dothideomycetes; Pleosporales; Pleosporaceae
Exons: 7
Coding region: 234-1496 (420 amino acids)
Biological process (GO): autophagosome assembly
Cellular component (GO): phagophore assembly site
Source: RefSeq, a predicted model, not a curated record
CAACACAGUACCGAUCGCGAAGUUGUAUGACAUGAACACAGGAUAGACCUGAGUCAAAUAAAGUAACCUUCGACUCGCGCUCUAUUCAAAAGCUUGCUGCUCCUGUCUGACCAGCCACAUGCGUACAUCAGUUCACGCCUUACUUCAUUCGACAGCCUAGUCGCAUCACCACACCUCCGUUGACCAUCUCUCCAUCAAACUACACCUUUGUAUCUACAUCAGAUCAUCUCUAAAUGUCUUCAGUCCAGUUCACAGCACUGAUACGUCUCCCGUUCAUCCGCGGUGACUUUGAGGAUCCUCCACAGGCACAAUGGGAUGCCGAGAGGGACCGCCAAUUAUGGAAGGUUAUAUCAAAGUCCUCAAAGACUAGUGAUUUAAACUGGGUCGAGCUAGCCGACAAGUUUCAAGUUCCUCCGACCUUUCUUCUUCAGCAAGCAGCGUGGUUGUACGAGCGGCAUCUCGAUCAUGUUCGCAAUCAGAUGAAGAAGGUCAGCAUUUCGAACGCUGUUCCAUCAUCAUCGCCGACUGGUGGAAGCACUAUGACUGGUGUUGGUGGUGUUGCGAUGCGGAGGGGUGGCAGUGCCGGAUCUGGAGCUGGUAGAACCACGUCUGCGUUGGCUGGACGAUCGAAGGACAGUCCAAGUCUACGUGGUGCAGAGGUAACGACGCCAGCGCCUCCCCUCUCCAGGACGCCAUCUACGACCACAAUAACCCAAUCUCGAGCAGAUACUCAGGCGCCAGCUCGAACUCUGUCAACACGCUCCACCCGACGCCCCAACUUGACCAGUCGGAAGUCUGAUGAUCGCGCAAAUCCCCCAGCCGCACCACCCAGCUAUCGUAAUGACGAAGCUGCUUCUCCAGAGAUUCCAGAUUCCUCGUCUUCGAGCUCAUCAUCGUUGUCGGAUACUGAUCAUCCAGCCCAUCGAAGCCAGCUGUUUAAGCGUCCUCCACGUUUUCAACAGAAGAAACCUCGAGAACUUUCCACGUUCGAGGAGGGUGAUGGAACUCAAGAGACUGAUGAUUUGGGCUCACAUGAGACAAGUCUACCCUUUGCGACGGCAGCUAGACCACGACCCAGCAAUAGCAAGUAUGCACAAGAUGCACGUUUUAGUGCCGGUAGUAAGCCCGGGCAAAACGUGUUCCAGGCUGACCGCACGAGAAAUGCUCCGCCAACAAGACCAAAGUCCAUCGACGUGCAGUCACUUGCGACCACCGAGACUGCGUCGUCAAUGACUAGCUCUGGUGGACCUCCAUCAGCAGCAAAAAGCCCUAUGAGUCCGGCUUCGGAUCAUCGUGCAGCACUAGGCCGACUCGGCAGUCCACGGCGCGGAGGACCUCGAUCCAGGAUUGAAGGCAGCGAAGGCACACCUAGUAUGGGCAGCAGCUUCAGCGAUAUCGAUGAUGCGGGCAUCAGCCAAUCAGCCCUAGAGGAAGCGCUGUUGAGUAACAUGCAACAUGGGAGAAUGAGCACGCUUAGUCGCAUGUCGAAGUGGUAGGAAGAUUGAAGAGUAUAAAAAGCAGUAUCUCGGUUUUUGAAUAGACUCUCGUCUAUUACUAUCAAGACUCUUAUUGUGAGCCACUCCCAAGAAGUGUAUUGUGCAAGGCUGCAGCCUUGGCAUUAGUCCAUUAAUCUAGACUACAACUCAAACUCCACUUCAGUACCAAUACUCAAACUCCAAA